Molecule: messenger RNA, 4478 nt
Organism: Heterocephalus glaber (naked mole-rat)
Lineage: Eukaryota; Metazoa; Chordata; Mammalia; Rodentia; Bathyergidae
Gene: Capn5
Product: calpain 5
Biological process (GO): proteolysis
Cellular component (GO): cytoplasm
Molecular function (GO): calcium-dependent cysteine-type endopeptidase activity
Source: RefSeq, a predicted model, not a curated record
UGCUAAUGGGCGUAGGCUGUGGGACGGGGCCGGAACGGUAGAAUCCCGGGAGCCCGAGCUCCAUCCCCCGCCCAGGGCCUCCCGGGCUGCCUCUCUGGCCAGCGUUGGCGGUCACUGAGCGCACCGGUCCAGCCGCAGCUCCAGUGCCCGAGCGGUGCCUGCGUCCCCGGACCUCGUCUCGAGCCGCGGCGGCGCGCCAGGUGUUCCUGCCUCCUCUCUGUGUGGCAGCCGCCGCCAUGUUCUCGUGUGUGAAGGCCUAUGAGGACCAGAACUACUCAUCCCUGAAGCGGGCUUGUCUGCGCCGGAAGGUGCUCUUUGAGGAUCCGCACUUCCCUGCCACUGAUGACUCGCUCUACUACAAGGGUGCUCCGGGACCCGCUGUUAGGUGGAAGCGACCCAAGGACAUCUGCGAGGACCCCCGCCUCUUUGUGGAUGGCAUCAGCUCCCACGACCUGCACCAGGGCCAGGUGGGCAACUGCUGGUUUGUGGCCGCCUGCUCGUCACUGGCUUCCCGGGAAUUGCUGUGGCAAAAGGUCAUCCCAGACUGGAAAGAGCAGGAGUGGGACCCAGAGAAGCCUGACAACUAUGCUGGCAUCUUCCACUUCCACUUUUGGCGCUUUGGGGAGUGGGUGGACGUGGUCAUUGAUGACCGACUACCCACAGUCAACAACCAGCUCAUCUACUGCCACUCCAACUCUCGCAACGAGUUCUGGUGCGCCCUGGUGGAGAAGGCCUACGCCAAGCUGGCGGGCUGUUACCAGGCCCUGGAUGGAGGUAACACCGCAGAUGCGCUGGUGGACUUCACAGGUGGUGUUUCUGAGCCCAUCGACCUGACUGAGGGUGACUUUGCCAAUGAUGAGGCCAAGAGGAACCAGCUGUUUGAGCGAGUGUUAAAGGUGCACAGCCGAGGAGGCCUCAUCAGUGCCUCCAUCAAGGCUGUGACAGCAGCUGACAUGGAGGCCCGCCUGGGGUGCGGCCUGGUGAAAGGCCACGCGUAUGCUGUCACCGAUGUGCGCAAGGUGCGCCUGGGCCAUGGCCUACUGGCCUUCUUCAAGUCGGAGAAGUUGGACAUGAUUCGCCUGCGCAACCCCUGGGGCGAGCGGGAGUGGAAUGGGCCCUGGAGUGACACCUCAGAGGAGUGGCAGAAGGUGAGCAAGACUGAGCGGGAAAAGAUGGGGGUGACCGUGCAGGAUGAUGGCGAGUUCUGGAUGACCUUUGAGGACAUGUGCCGGUACUUCACUGACAUCAUCAAGUGCCGCCUCCUCAACACAUCCUACCUGAGCAUCCACAAGACAUGGGAGGAGGCACGGCUGCAAGGUGCCUGGACACGGCAUGAGGACUGGUGGCAGAACCGCAGUGGGGGCUGCAUCAACCACAAGGACACAUUCUUCCAGAACCCACAGUACAUCUUUGAGGUCAAGAAGCCAGAAGAUGAAGUACUGAUCUGCAUCCAGCAGCGGCCCAAACGAUCUACCCGCCGAGAGGGCAAAGGCGAGAACCUGGCCAUUGGCUUUGACAUCUAUAAGGUAGAAGAGAACCGCCAGUACCGCAUGCACAGCCUGCAGCACAAGGUCGCCAGCUCCAUCUACAUCAACUCACGCAGCGUGUUCCUUCGUACGGACCAGCCCGAGGGCCGCUAUGUCAUCAUCCCCACCACCUUUGAGCCAGGCCACACUGGAGAGUUCCUGCUCCGAGUCUUCACAGAUGUGCCCUCCAACUGCCGAGAGCUGCGCCUGGAUGAGCCCCCCCGAACCUGCUGGAGCUCCCUGUGUGGCUACCCCAAGCAGGUGACCCAAGUCCAUGUCCUGGGGGCUGCUGGCCUUAAGGACUCCACGGCAGGGGCCAACUCUUAUGUGAUCAUCAAGUGUGAGGGGGAAAAAGUUCACUCGCCUGUGCAGAAAGGGACCUCAGUGCCUGAGUAUAAUGUGAAAGGCAUCUUCUACCGCAAGAAGCCAGGCCAGCCCAUCACUGUCCAGAUUUGGAACCACCGAGUCCUGAAGGAUGAGUUCCUGGGCCAGGUGCACCUGAAGGCUGAACCCGAUGACCUCCAGGCCCUGCACACCCUCCACCUCCGAGACCGAAAUAGCCGGCAACCCAGCGACUUGCCAGGCACCGUUGCUGUGCACAUCGUCAGCAGUGCCUCCCUCACAGCUAUCUGACGCCUGCCUGUCUACCUGGCCCCAGUAAUUCAGACCACCACCUGCAUGUCCACACCAGGCCUGGGACCAGCCCAGGCGCCAGACACUGGGCUUCUUUUCCCACUCUUCCCCUGACUUGCUGUAUGACCUUGGGAGAUCUCUGCACCCCUCAGAGCCUCAAUAUCCUGAGGGCCCCAAAACAUUCCCUUCUUAUGAGGGAGUCCUCCUGCCUGAGAUUUAAAAUAGCCCUCCCUACCCCAGCUGUCACCACUGCUAAGGGACUCUGUCCAUUGAAAAUAUUUCCCCAAGGCUCUGCUAACUGCUGAAGAGUGCCAAGAUGUCACUUGUUUACACACAGAUUGCCAUGUCCCCAAACCCCACUGUUGCCCUUUGUUUCCCAGGCCCACUCCAGUGUCCCAGACCUCAUUUUCUGUGUCACCUACACCUUGUUUGCAAGCCACCUUGAAAGGACUUGCGGGGCAUCUGCUAGGUUCCUGCUCGGGCUAGAAUUUGGGGACCACGUGGGUGAUAUUUGUUCAGUCUCUAAUCCUGUCCUCUCACCCAUCUGUUUAUUCACUCGGUAGAGAUUUGCCAAAUAAGCAACACCCGAGAGGCUCCAGGGAAGUGGAGCCCUGUCUCUGCCUCCGGCCUUGCCUCUGCCCUCAGGUCUUCUCAGAGGCAGUCGCUCAGAUGAGCUGCACUGCCAGCUGAUUCCAGGUUCCAGCGUCAUCUGCAGUCCCUGGUCUGAGGUCCCUGGAGAGAGAGUGACCAUGGGUGAGGAAGGGGCACCUUCCUGCCCCCACUGCCUAAUGUGGAAAGGAAUGUGCCCAGCUAGUGUGUCAAGUGGGCAGAGGGGCCAGAAGGACCCAGAGGGAAGCAGUACUCCCCUCUGCUGCAAGGCUUCUAGGAGAAAGGGCUCUGGUGUGGGUGGUGCCAGCCCUGGGAUCCUGUCACCCAGUGGGCGUGCCAGGAGGUAGGAAACUCCACUGCCUGACCGGAGGCACCUCCACCAACAUUCCCACAAACAGCCAAGGAGGCCAGUGUUCUUCUUUCUGUCUGGACCAAAAUGAUCCUUUUAGUCCUCACUGCUUUAUAUACCUUCUGUUUUAGAAAUCUCAAUUUUAACCAGGGGUUUUUAAAGGAAACCCUGAACCCCCUUUUUCUUCCUAGAACUCUAGUUUUACUGAUCUUCUGAUUUUAUUUUGAUUUCACCUGGGGAGGGAUGUGGUUGAAACCACAUCAGAAAUGGUUGUGGUUGAAGGGAUGUGGUUGAAACCACCUUCUCAGAGGUGGUCUGGAGGAGGUGAAGAUGAAGAUAUUUGUAUCCGAACAUCUGUUGGCUGGUGCUGACUGUGUUGCUGAAUUCUUGCCUGCUUGUGCGUGAUCCACUUGGGGUCUCCUUGGGCUUCUAGACCAGACACAGCAAGCAAAUGAAAAGUGCAUUUGGUUCAAGAGCAAGAAUUCCUUUUGGAAACCUGAACUUUGACUCCAGACCUGGAAGUGUGGGCUGGUGACCUGGCUGGAGGUGCUGGAUCCUCUGACUUUGCCUCCUUGCUCCAUGACUGGCUGUGCUCCUGGGUCCUGGCCCUGGGCCACAGGAGGGUCCAGGAACUGAAAGACAAGGAGCACAAGAGGAUUCCUUCUCACAAGUUGGGGCUUCCCCUUGAAAAUCUGGGACUGGGACUCUGCAUGUGACCAAGAGCAAGUCACUUAUACCUCCUGUGCCUCGACUUCUCCCUCUGCAAAGUAGGGUGGAUGGUUCCUAUUUGUCAGCACUCUCACUAGCAAGUGCUGAGUAAGGGCAAGGGAAUACCCCAUCUCUGUGUAUUUAUCUCUGUAUGCUUACACACUAUACACACAUUCACGUAAUCACUUUGCAAUGUCUAUUCAAAAUUAUGACUCCUGAUUCAGGGCUGAAGAGGUGAGUACUAGGUAAGCCAGCCUGGGCCUCUGGGACUGACACAUGGGUCUUUUGUUGAGCCAUAUCUCCCAGGAACACAGGGGCAAAUCAGGACCAGGUGGUAGAGUAGUGUGGGCUUCAGCCUGGGAGUCAGAUGUGCCUCCCACCCCCAGCAGAGCUGUACAGCAGCCUUCUAGGUAGGCCAGGCUGGCUCCUGGCUGUGCUGGGAUUUCUGUCCCCAGAAGUCCCUGGGGGCUGGGGAGGUAAGGAUGGAGGGUGAGUUGAGGAGAGCAAUUAUUUUGUUCACUUUACAACCCAGGGAACCUGCAGCCCACACCACCCAGACCUGGGCUCCACUUCUCUCAGGGCCCACUAAGGCAUUAGGGGAGAAGAAGCCUGUUCUCUUCUCAGAAUAAAUGUUACUGCAAUUCCAGAAAAAC